Messenger RNA from Strongylocentrotus purpuratus (purple sea urchin), 4493 nucleotides. RefSeq lists its product as uncharacterized. The record is from RefSeq and is a predicted model, not a curated record. The transcript has 8 exons. NCBI's taxonomy places the organism in Eukaryota, Metazoa, Echinodermata, Echinoidea, Camarodonta, Strongylocentrotidae. The coding region runs from base 115 to 1350 and encodes 411 amino acids.
UGUCAAAAUAAAGACUACUGACUACCCAUACUGAUCGACGACGUUCGUUCAAUAGAAUAAUUUUCUGCUCAUAAAUACAAUUCAAUCUGUGUUUGAUAGAGAGUGGCUAGUACCAUGAUCAACACACAACAAGCACUCCCAAUGAUAGGGGUUACUCUUGUGGAGGACUUCGUCAAGAACCCUCCACCGUAUUUCCAGGUUCAGCAUUGUGUCAGGCAUCCUGUGAUAAGGCCCGUACCCGAACGGGUCAAUCUCUGUGCUCAUGACAAAUCACACGAAGCCUGGUUUCCAGAUUCCAUGGGAAGAAUUUUGAAAGUUUCAACAGUGGCCCAGUACGACCAGCUUGUUCAGAGAUUGCUGACACGCCCUCUGGUGUUUGAUGUCAAGUUGGAGAGGAGGCACAAGUCAGGAAGGACCCGCUACAUCUUGAAAUGUGACAUCAUUGUGACAGUCAACACAUCACAUCCUGUCAUCCAGACUCAGAUGAUGCAGAUCUUUGAUGGAGGAAGAGAGGACAUUGUCAAUGGUCGGAACUUUGCCCUUGAGUUCAACUUCAACAGCAUUCUUAAAGGCUGGUUCAGGACAGUCCACCAGGGGCAAGAUAGCCUCCUUUUCAAUACGACUUACCACUGCGCUUAUGCCAAUAUUGUGGUGACCAACUCGACCGAGUUCAACAGCAUGUAUUCCUUUUCGCCGGAAGGUGUCUGUAUGUUUCUCAUGUGCCUGCCGUGCUGUAUCUUCAUGUGCCCAAUCUACAGGAUCUCUCGUUGCCUUACCACGGUCGACCGUGACACUGACAUCGACGGCGAGGUGUCCUACCUGACGUUCAAACGCGAGCAGCGCACAAGGCAGGACGAACUCCUGGACAUGUUCCGUCAGUACCUGGUGCAGCAGAUGAUGCAGCAAGGUAGCAGGGGAAGCAGGGAUCAGGCGUACCUUGGGGUUCCCGAGGUCACCAGGCAGCCCAGUGUUAGGGGUGGGGCACCGGUCCCUAGGGGUGCACCACCACCACCACAGGGGAGGGGGUACCCGCAGCAUCCUGCUGAGAUGUUCCAACCAUAUGCUCCCCAUCCAAUGAAUGAAAACGGCCAUGUAGAGCAUCCAGUCUCUCCCUAUGGCUAUGGGCCAACCCCACCCCCUCCCGGUGCACCCAUGCACCCCAAUCCCAUGGGACCAACACCACCACCACCACCACCAGGCGUGCAAAGAGCACCCCCUACCAUGGCCCAACCCCAAGCCCCGCCCAGUUACAGCCAGCCGUUGGGGGCCCCUGCGACUGCGCAGCCGGAGCUACCAUCGUACGACUACGUGAUGGGACAGUCCACGGAUCAAGAUCAGCUUAUCACUUGAGUAUCUCAGGCUCAGCCUUGCCCACCUAAAGGCUCCUUCACAAAUGCCGUAAUAAACCGGUUUACUGCGGCAUGGAUGAACAAGCCUUGGCACUCUUCAAAGACCUUUUCCAUUUUUUUUCCAUUGAUCUACUUAUUUCAGCAGCUUUUUACGAUUCUGAUUCAUUAACAAAUAACAUCAUUUCAAGAUGUGAUAUAACAUUUUAGUAAUCCUAUAUACAUUGAUAAAAAGGGAUUACAGCCCUUUUUAUUUUCAUACUGGGAUCGAUUGCCCAUUUUCCUCUCUGAAUCGUCUUCUUAUUUCAGAUUCAUGCUGUCUUGUGCCUGAUCCAAAUAGUGCUCUGAAGUUGGUGCAUUAUGAGGAAUUAUUUGUAACUUUAGAAAGUUUUUCUGUCAUUUUUUAUAGUGGCCAAAUCGUUAUCAUUUUCCUUCAACUCUGUUGUAAUAUUGUAGACUAUGCUAUCCCUACGCAAAGUUUGGCCAUAACAAUGGAGCUUGUUCCUGUGGUCCUUAGAGUUCUCAUAUUAUUAGCGUACUCUCUCUAUUUUGUUGUUAUAUUUCGCUUUAAUACUCAAUUUACAAACCUGUGAUGACAGCAAAUUUUGCCUUUGUAUGGAGUCAUGUAAACUCUGUAUGUGGCCACAGUGAUUGUGCCUGUUGCUUUGUUGGGCAAGCACACAGCAAAAGAAUAUGUGCCAAGUUGGAUCCAGCUGAAGCUGAGCUGGCAAAACUCUGUGCUUUUAACUCUUUAGUCUAUAGCCUGUUUAUGAUCUGUCAAAAUCUGAAUACACAUGAAUUGUAAAAAAUAAUGUAUUUUAAAUAGAAUUGUAUUACAUCAUGAGAGAGCAUAUUGAUAUAUUAAAAAUUGACAAGAUAUGUUAGACUACAUUCCCUAUAUUUCCCUUUACUCUGCUUUUCUGAACAUUUGUUUCUUAAUUUAGCAUUGUACAACUCAUUACCAUACAUUUGUAUAUUUCCAUUUAAAAAAAAAGGUGAGAUUCUGCCAUAGUGAUAGAACAGCAUGGGUUAGGCAAAGAAUAUGAAAGAGCCCCUAUGUCAGCUUUUAUCAUAAUUAAAAUCAUAUUUUCUCUCCUCACAUAUUAUAUGUAUAUUAUUUGAAUAUUAUUUGUUAUCUCUUACGAGAUAGUUCCAAAAGGUAACAUUACAUUUAGAAACUAUUAAAUAUUCUUUCGAUCAUAAAGAGAAUUAUGUAAGCGCAAUAGAUUGAUACAUUUUGAAAGGUAGACAAAAUAUAUUCGGUGCUGCUUAUUACUGUAUAUUCUGAAAUUAAAGAAGCGAUCUCGGCACUGGAGUGAUAUUUUCUUCUACAUACAGCAUAUGAAGAUUCUAGGCUUCUGAUUGGUCAAAACUGUAAGCAUGAAAUUUACUACUGCCUGCAUGGCAGUAUAGCGAAAAAAUAUUGACCAGGCAUGGUUCUAUUUGCGCAUACAAUAAAGGACGCAAUGGUUGCGCUUUAAGCUAAAAAUGGAUACGUGCUUUGAGACUGGUAAAUUUCCUUGGACUCUACGAACAGUUACGGGACCAUACUGCUACAGCUGACCUGAGAUGGCGCUAGAGGUUUUUUUUUAUGAUAGUGCUUCUAGUACAUUAAGGCUUUGAAAAUAGAAAGUAGGCAAUUACAUAAUGUAUUUACAUGUAUGUAAAAGUAAAUAAAAUAUCAAUUUUUGUUGUCUUCCAAUAGUCAAUUAGGAAGAGAUGCUGGUAGACCUAUUGCAUGCUUGUUUAAUUAAGCGAGCAUUUAGUUGAGAAAUUAAGUGAGCAUUUAGUUGAGAAAUAUAGGAUUAAGUGCUAUAUUUCAUCCUCACAGAAGAUACUGUUGUGUCUGUUAUUGUUUUUAUAUAAACCUCUCGGAAAAAAGUUUGGAAAAUUUGAGUAUGAUCAAAUAUAUCACUCUCGUCAUGGCAUAACCAUCGCUAUGUUUAGUAUCAUUUAAAUUUGGGUUUAUUCCUUUUGAAAAUGAUACCCCAUUUGUAAUGAUUUUUCAGGCAUGGAAAGUUCAGUAGAUAUGGGGCAAUUUCGAAAGCGGAAAGUUGCAAAAUGCACAGCUCUUGUUAGACUGUGCCCUAGUUGAAGUUGCCCUAUUUGGCCAGGCCUUUUCAACAGUUGUUUACCUAGGCAUAAUGCUUCAGAAAGUUGAUGACCAAACAACAGUGAAUCUUGCCUGACAUGUCACCAUAGUGCAUGAAUUCUAGUUUCAGAAUCUUUGGAAGUUGGCAUUCACGGCUGACCAGUAGGGAACAGUAGCCCACUGUCAUGAUCAAAAUCGUACUCUUUUAUGUCGAAGAAAGAAGAGUGUUCCGCAGUGCUUACCACUGCAUUUGGCAACUUUUUACUUUUGACCCUGCCCCUUAUUUUGAUGCACUGCUCAUUCUAUGGACACACCAUCAUACCAAACAUGAUAUCAUUCUAAAGAGGAAUAACCAUACUUUCUAUUGAUACUACACAAAACGAUAAUUAUGCCAUGAAAAGUGAGAUACAAUCGAUCAAACUUGAAUUGCAGAAACUUUUUUGAGGAGCUAAGUUACAGCUUUGUGUGUAGUGUCCUGAGUUGCUAGCAAUACUUAUUAAUGUACUAACUGAAUUACUUGGUCAUAUUAUCCAUGUAUUUAACUUAUAUAAUUGUUUCACCUAAUGCUGUUAUUCACAUAUAUUGUUAUAUAAUUUAAAGUGACUAAAAAUUUUGCCAAAAUUCUGUAAGAUUGUAGUUGUAGACAGUCAUCAAUAGUUUCACCUAAAUUAUACUGGCAUUGUGAUUUUAUAAAGAGAUACCAUCUGAUUUUGUUUUAAGUGAUUUCAAAUGAAUGAAAUGCCAGAAAAGAAAACUUAAAGCAUUAUUUUAAUGUUUUAUAAUGUAGCUAGUGCAAAUAUAAAAUGAACACUCUGUAAUCUGAGAAGUCGAGCAAAGACUCUAUCUUAAAGGUGUUAUUAGUAACUAUUAGUUUUCAAAUAUAAGAACUGAACACUAUCAAAAGUUCAAGCCGAAUUAAUACCAAUUGUUUUUUUAAGGUCCUCAAGUAAUAGAGCUGAACUUAAAUCUUUACCAGUUUCAUCUUUAACAGCAGAGUUGAUUAAAUGAAAGAAGAUUGGAAGAUCAUGAGAUAUUACAUGAUUGCAGCAAGACUU